Candida dubliniensis CD36 is the source of this 1242-nucleotide messenger RNA. RefSeq lists its product as uncharacterized. The record is from RefSeq and is a predicted model, not a curated record. NCBI's taxonomy places the organism in Eukaryota, Fungi, Ascomycota, Pichiomycetes, Serinales, Debaryomycetaceae. Bases 1 to 1242 code for a protein of 413 amino acids. The transcript has 2 exons.
AUGGUUAUUUUAUCACCCCAUUAUAAUAAUGAUGACACUUUUGGGAAUUCUGACAUGGAUGAUAUGGAGUGGAAUCCAGAAAAACAACUUUUGUUAGAGAAUUAUAUCACGAAUUAUAAUGGACAACUUAAUGACACCAGAUUAUUUUACAAUAACUUAGAUUGGAAUUACAUUUUUAAUUUAGUUGGUGUUAACGAUCAAGAGUUUUUGAUGUUAAAGAUUGAUGAAAUAUAUGAUGAAUCAAUAAAUGUGUACUUCAAAGAUGACUUUAAUAUAAAUCAACUCGUGGACCAUUGGAAGUCGAAAAGCAAUCCCAUUUACCAAGAAGUUGUACAAAUAGUGGAGUCCUUGGGAUUAGAAUCAUUUAAACUAGAAGCUCUAGAAGAAUCAAGUUCGAAUCAAACACCAGCUAAAAUUACGACCAAGACCGAGACAAUUGUUACAACACCAACCACAGCUAAAAGAGUGUCAUCUACACCAGUUCCAAAAUUAACCAAAACAGAAAGAAGAUUAUCACUUGAUUUAAUGCACCCAAGACCUUCAUUUGGACUAAAUCAAGAAUCACAAUUGGUAAAACCACCAAUCACAAGUACUACCAAUAUUCAUGUACAUGCCCAACAAGAAACAGCAUCAGACCUAAACCCGCCAGUAAAUCUACCUUCAAAGAAAAAAUUUACUUUCAAUAAAGCCAAGUUUACAAUAUCAACAAACAAACGACAACAGGAACAACAAACUAACACUGCACCUCGCCAACGGAGAACAUCUACUGUGGAUGAACAAUUACCAUUGUAUAUAAGAAAACAAUUGACCAAGAAUCGACCGCAACAAACAAUCACCCCUAAACCAUCGAAGCACCAGUUUGCUCAAAAUUCAUCACCAGCGAAUUCGUCACCUCGUGGAAGUUACAAGAGAUCUUCACGUAUACAAAAUCUAUUGUCUAAUUCGCAGUCAUUAUAUGUACAUUCGAAAGAUCCGGCAAAUAGUGCAGAAACAAGCACACACACAAGCAAUGAUACAGAUCUACGAUUACGUUAUUAUUCUGACGAGCUCGAUGAUGAAGAUAAUAGAGAGUAUAUACUGCCUGAUCUGCUAACACGUUAUUUUGGAGUACAUGAAGAUCAAGAAGCUGAAGAUAAUACAGAUAACGAUGCAGAUGAUGAUUCUGAGGAAGAAGAAGAAGAGGAGGAAAAUGAUUUUGUUAAUGUUGGUGAUGAUCACGAUGAUUAUUUAUUUAAAAUAUAA